Messenger RNA from Tripterygium wilfordii, 690 nucleotides. RefSeq lists its product as uncharacterized. Gene Ontology annotation, biological process: proteolysis. Gene Ontology annotation, molecular function: cysteine-type peptidase activity. NCBI's taxonomy places the organism in Eukaryota, Viridiplantae, Streptophyta, Magnoliopsida, Celastrales, Celastraceae. Bases 1 to 690 code for a protein of 229 amino acids. The record is from RefSeq and is a predicted model, not a curated record. The transcript is spliced from 4 exons.
AUGAAUGAAUUCUUUAAGAAUCCCAUCAAUCAUGAUAAGACAAUUGAUCUAAAAACAAUUGAUGCAAAAAAGGAUUGCAUCUUUGACGUUGCAUUCGAGUUCAUUCGUAAAAGAAUGUCUGAGAAUACUGAUAUUUUCAGACAAAAAUGUGCGAUUAUGGAUACACCUUUUCAUACAUAUCUUAACAUCCGUUACAAAUUGCACGAAGAGAACAAUGAGCCUUCACAUUGGGACCGUGAUGAUCUUCUACUGCAUUUUGUUGACGGAUCUAAGGAAAAUAUGGUCUCUUGGUCCAAUUUGGAUAGGGUUUAUUUCCCAAUUAAUAUAACUGCUGAUCAUUGGGCUGCUGGUGUGAUAGACCUUCAAGAAAAGAGGAUCAUUUGUUAUGAUUCACUUAUCAAGCACACCAGACAGGAGACAUUUAGUAAUGAAAUGAAAUCCAUUGCAACAUUGAUCCCCAAGAUGCUGAAGCGGGCCAACGUCAUCGACGAUGAAUCUCCAUGGACCAUAGAGCGUCAACCUGAAGUUCCUCAACAACAAAAUGGUUCGGACUGCGGCAUGUUCUGUAUAAAAUUCAUAGAGAUUCUCUCAGCCGAUAAGGACGUGACCAUUUUGAAACCUGAGGACAUGGGAUUUAUUACGAAAAAUUUUACAGUCGAGACAUGGAAAAUGGGCACGAUGAGAAUGUAA